Molecule: messenger RNA, 2217 nt
Organism: Penaeus chinensis
Lineage: Eukaryota; Metazoa; Arthropoda; Malacostraca; Decapoda; Penaeidae
Exons: 3
Coding region: 1-2217 (738 amino acids)
Source: RefSeq, a predicted model, not a curated record
AUGAAACAAGGGAAAGUGUCAAUGGCGAUAAGAGCACUGGCACCAGAUGAAGCAGCGGGGAUCUUGCCCUUAGAUGACACUACACGUAAGGCACUCAGAGACAAGCACCCCCCAGCGAGAGAAGCCGCUCCCGAUACAAUGUACGGAGGAACCUACAUCCCACCACCAGCAGCAAUAUUUGAUAGAAUUACAGGUGAAGAUAUCAGGAAACACGCCCUCCACACAAACGGUGCAGCUGGACCCUCAGGAAUGGAUACCAAAGCCUGGAGGAACAUACCAAGCCAUGCGAGAUACGGUAGUGUUGCGAAUGACCUGUGCAACACGAUUGCAGCCAUGGCAAGAAAAAUGGCAACUGAAACCUGCCAAGAUACAGAGGCCUUCACUGCUUGCCGUCUCAUUGCCCUUGAUAAAAAGCCAGGCUGCCGCCCUAUUGGUGUCGGUGAAGUGCUAAGGCGAAUAGUAGGGAAGGCAAUCAUGGAGGUGACAAAAGACGAUAUUAAGGCUGCAGUAGGAAACCUGCAAGUUUGUGCUGGACAGAAGGCAGGAGGUGAGGCAGCAGUGCAUGCAAUGAGAACCAUAUACAAUGACCCUGACAGUGAUGCAGUGCUACAUACAGGAAAUUCUGACACCAUUGAAUCUGCAGAGGGCACAACCCAAGGCGACCCAGUGGCAAUGGCUAUGUAUGCCAUUGGUCUGUUAAGACUGCAGGACCAUAUAAGCCAUGAAAAAACGCAGGUGAAACAAGUGGCCUAUGCAGAUGACCUGGCAGGUGCAGGCAAAAUAAAUGACCUGAGGAAAUGGUGGGACCUGAUUCAACGACAUGGACCACCAAAAGGCUACCAUCCAAAUGCCCAGAAAUCCAUAUUAAUUGUAAAACCCGGAAACAUUGAAAAAACAAAAGAAUGUUUUGGAAACUUGGAGAUACAAAUUAAUGCAGAUGGAGAGAAGUAUCUUGGAGCUGUCCUAGGAACUGAACAAACAAAAGAAACUUUUGAGAAAUCCAGAGUAGAAGGAUGGAUAGGGGAGAUGAAACGGUUAGCUAACAUCGCAAAAGAAGAACCACAUGCUGCUUAUACCGCAUUCACCUUUGGCUUAAAGCACAAGUGGAAAUAUCUGAUGAGAGCAGUACCAAACAUAAGACACCUCCUACAGCCCAUAGAAGACACCAUCAAGAGGGAUUUCAUCCCAGCCCUCUCAGGUGGGCGAAACUCUACAGAUUUAGAGAGGGCCAUCCUGGAGCUGCCGCCAAGAAUGGGAGGCAUGGGAAUCACCAACCCAUGCAAAAUAUCAGACACGGAGCACCGGAACUCUGUUCGACUAACAGGCCAUUUGACGCAGCAUAUAGUAAGCCAGAUCAGACAAGGGGAAAUAAACGAGGCAGAGCAGAAAAAAAUGAUAUUAGAAAUAACGAAGACUAGGGAAGAAAACCAAAAAGCUGAAUUAGAGAAUCUAUUAUCACAGCUAUCAGAGGACCAGCAGAGAAGAAUGCAGAUGGCACAGGAAGUGGGGGCAUCCAACUGGCUCACGGCACUACCUAUUAAAGCCAAAGGUUUUAGCCUAAACAAACAAGAAUUUGUUGAUGCCUUGGCUUUAAGGUAUGGCUGGCAUAUGGAUGGACUUCCACAAUCCUGCUCGUGUGGCUCCCCCUUCAACACAAAUCACGCCAUGACUUGUAAGACGGGAGGAUUUGUCGUCAUACGGCAUGAUGAAGUCAGGGACCUCACUGCCCAAAUGCUCAGGGAAGUCUGCCAUGACGUGAGGGUGGAACCAGAUCUUCUGCCGACUGGAAGAAGAAGCUUCACCCUGAGAUCGGUAAACACCGCAGAGGAUGCUCGCCUAAACAUCAGCGCCAGAGGAUUUUGGGCCCGAGGCCAGAGAGCAUUCUUCGAUGUAAGGAUCUUUAAUCCUAUGGCGCAGAGCAACAGGGACCAGGAUCUACAUGCCGCCCACGGAAAACGACAAGAUCCGAGAAUAUGGAGAACGAAUAGAAGAAGUGGAACAAGGGACUUUCACGCCCCUUGUAUUCACGACCACAGGAGGAAUGGCACCAAGGACUGUUCCGACAAGCCACCGUGGUAUGCCACAGCCUUGUCCAGGCUAAUCUUGGAGCAGUUCGGGACCAGGGAGCGCUGUACAGCUCGGGCCAUUAACUAUGCAUGGCUCCGCGUCGGUGUUACUUACGCGUGGCUUAGUGCAGCUCACCUCUCCGAAGCGUGA